AUGGCAAGCACGAACCCGGAGAUCCAUCUUUGGCAGCAAAGCCUCAAAGAUAGAAGCCAGUACGAAGAAUCCUUCAAGCAGAUUUUUGAGUCGAAAGAGCCGCGGUGCGAAGGUUGUGAACUACUGGUCAGCUACGAUGACGAGAAAGCAACGCAGUUGGCGGCGUCCUUGGAUAGGUUGUGGGUUUACGACAGAGUCGCUGAUGAUCCUAAUAUCACGUCGGAAACUUCUCGAGACAUUGGAGUAAUGACGGAAGAUUCGCCACAGGAUUUGCGAUGGUAUGUAUGGGCUGGGAGAAGAAGAGCCCUGUCGAAAAACGAUGUCAGUGACGGAGAUGUUGAAGCGCCUACGGUUUGGAGAGGUUACAACGUCAAGGACUUUACAGUGGAAAACCCAUCGUCUGAUCGGAUCUGCCUCAUGCACGGCAUUAAAUGGACAGACCUCAUGCUUACGGCUGUGGAAUUUGGCCCAGCGAUCAAAAGAGUCAUAACUCAGAUGCAGUCGAGUUCCACCGAGCUGACACCACGCCUACGACGGCCAGCAAAGAGCAUAGACAAAGGGGUGGCGACGCCACACACAAUAGCUGCUUGGCGUGAGUUCACAGGGGAGGAGGUAGGAAUGCGAGACCUGGUGUUGGGCCACUGGCACACCUGGUACAUACUCUCGAUACUCUCUAGUACCGAGAGUGGCGGUCUCCUUGCAGCCAGCGCCGCAGAGUGCCUCACCACAUAUACAGACUAUGUUGAUGUCACAGAUGGCGGCGACGUGGGCUUGGCGGGUGACCAUAUGAAGUUGGCGUUUGAUGGCAUGACCUCGCCGUUUAUAGCGAACUGUCCUGGCGCACGCGCAGCAAUCUGGACCGCAGCAAGUGUCAUACGUUAUAGGGCCUUGUUGGCCCGUGACUUGGUUCCAUGGCGUGCGUCUAUUCACGACAAGGGUCCGCCGAAUACACGAGCGGCCUUGGUAGCCGCACUGCCGGAUCCUCUGGAACUCACGAACCUGCGAAUGCUCGACGGGUCGAUGCUUGCCUCUUACUUGGCAACAGUGGCUGGCACUCUGCCCGACCAGCGCCCAAGCAUGCACGGCGCGACAAUGUCUGGGCAUACAAGCUGUGUGCUGGUUAGACGGGCGACCUCGAACCUGUACAAGUACAAUGAUAUUACAGACUUGCAGUCGGACAUAACCAUGCACGAGGCCAUGAACCCGCUCGCCUUUGCCACAGUCGUCAACGGAGGCCAAGUCGGCAUACAAUAUCUCUCGGCAAUCAGUCGCGACGCUGAUCUUGUGUUGUCCUGCGGGUGCGAUUCAGAUAUGCACCAAUGGGCACAUGACAUGGCCAUGGGCUCCAACGUGUGGUAUGCUCUUUGCCCGCGGUACAAUGCGCUGCAACAAGUUGGUCUCUACCAUGAAGAGUGCCCAGAUACACUCUUUGACGGGCUACCAAUGAUAGUCACCACCGCCAGCAUGGGCAACACGGCAAGCGCUGCCUCGAAUGAUCAGGCAACUUUUGACAGGGACUGGAACUUGGACAAGAAUCCGACAACGCUCGCCUCAGAGUUUGGUAUAAGCCAGGACGGGCAUGAUGCUGAAGUCGCCAUUCGCGUGGUUGCUCGGAUUUUGCCCAUGCACGACAUGAAGGCCGUGCAUGCGGAAUGCCUUGCCCGAAUCAAGGCCAAUCCGCAAUGGUCGCGAGAUGAAGGACCUGCGCAGACGGGAGGACUCUUGGUGCAGCUCAUCAGUGACCUCGCACUUUGUUAUGAGAUCAUGGACCAUGACGAGCUUGACGAGCUAACGGGCUACCUGAAUGAGUACAUUGAGCUUACGGUCAUCUCAUGCGAAGAACAGAAGGAUGGCCAGGUCCCUACGUACCUCACUGAUGAGUUUUACAUGCGCCAAUCCAGGCUCUACAUCAACUUUUAUGACUUUAUGUCGAAGAAGCAUGCUUUACAGGACAAAGGGUUGCACUGCAGGCGAUUCGCAGUAGGCGCCAUGUCGCUCUUCUUUGACAGUUGGAAGUAUGGCUCUUAUGUGGCUAUAGCUCGAUAUGCAGGGCUCUAA
Molecule: messenger RNA, 2058 nt
Organism: Beauveria bassiana ARSEF 2860
Lineage: Eukaryota; Fungi; Ascomycota; Sordariomycetes; Hypocreales; Cordycipitaceae
Exons: 1
Coding region: 1-2058 (685 amino acids)
Source: RefSeq, a predicted model, not a curated record